GGGGUAGGCAUACAUAUAAUAACCAUUAUUCUCGAGAUCUGCCAUUGUGGGUGGAGUCGCCGCCACGAUGCAGAUUUUUGUGAAGACCCUUAUGGGGAAGACCAUCACGCUCGAGGUUGAACCCUCGGACACUAUAGAAAAUGUAAAGGCCAAGAUCCAGGAUAAGGAAGGAAUUCGUCGUGAUCAGCAGAGGUUGAUCUUUGCUGGUAAGCAGCUGGAAGAUGGCCGUACUUUGUCUGACUACAACAUUCAAGAGGAGUCUACCCUUCAACUUGUGUUGAGACUUCGUGGUGGUGCUAAGAAAAGGAAGAAGUCUUACACCACUCCCAAGAAGAAUAAGCACAAGAGGAAGAAGGUUAAGUUGGCUGUGCUAAAAUACUAUAAGGUGGAUGAAAAUGGCAAAAUUAGCCGACUCCGUUGAGAGUGUCCUUCUGAUGAAUGUGGCGCUGGAGUCUUCAUGGGCAGCCACUUUGACAGGCAUUACUGUGGCAAGUGUUGUCUGACGUACAGCUUCAACAAACCAGAAGACAAGUAGUUGUGUAUGAGAUAAUAAAAACCAGGAACUCAAAAAAAAUAACCAUUAUUCUCUAAUAUUCUCCAUUAUUCUGUGAUCUUGCCUGUAGAUGUGAUGAACUCCCUUCCCAUGGUGGGCUGCAAAUGUAAGCUGAAUAAAUGCUAAAUGCUUUCUCUCUAAUUUCUUGUCGGAACAGUUUAUCAUAGCAAGGAAAAUAGAACUAGAGCAUUGCUAAGAGCACCAUGAUUUCAAAUUCAAUUCCCCCAGCCUCACUACACAAUCUCUGAGUGCUUCC
Messenger RNA from Apodemus sylvaticus (European woodmouse), 809 nucleotides. Its product is annotated as ubiquitin-40S ribosomal protein S27a-like. Gene Ontology annotation, biological process: protein ubiquitination; modification-dependent protein catabolic process. The transcript has a single exon. The record is from RefSeq and is a predicted model, not a curated record. The coding region runs from base 68 to 421 and encodes 117 amino acids. Gene Ontology annotation, cellular component: cytoplasm; nucleus. Lineage: Eukaryota; Metazoa; Chordata; Mammalia; Rodentia; Muridae. Gene Ontology annotation, molecular function: protein tag activity; ubiquitin protein ligase binding.